UUCUGCUAUCUUCAAUCGAAUUUGGGGGAUGAGAGGAUCCAUGGAUUUACCUGAAGAAUGUUGGGAAUUGAUCUGUAAACUCAUUGAUGAAGAUGACUAUCGGUUCCUGGAAUCUGUUUCACUCGUAUCGACCUCUUUCCUCGCCAUCACCAAUCGCGUUCGCUCCACUUUCAUCAUCACCGAUCGUACUGUUCCCUUUCUCCAUCGGCAUCUCCUUCGGUUCCGGAAGCUGAAGCGAAUCAGGUUCCAUGAUUUCCAUGAAGAUCUCAAUUCGUCUCUUCUGCAGGUUUCGCUUUCCGGUUUAGAUAUCGAGUCGCUCGAUGUGUCGGGAAUGCCGUAUUUUCCAGAUUUCGGGAUGAAGAUGAUGAGAAAUCUCAAGGAAUUGAACUGUUCUGGAGUUGGGGAAUUGCGAGAAAGCGAUCUGGUUUCGAUCGGAGCGUGUUUCCCAUCUCUACAGAAGCUGGACAUAAGCUAUCCUGACUCUCUUCCGAGUCCCGUCUCUGAUUCUGGGAUUAUCAGUCUUUCGUCAAAUCUCAAGGGGCUCUUGAAGAUCAACGUUUCUGGUAAUAACCUAAUCACAGAUAAAUCUUUGGUUUCUCUAUCGCGGAAUUGUGUCCUCUUGAGAGAAAUAAUCUUCCGUGACUGCGAUUUCAUUUCAUCCGGUUGCAUCGAAUUCCUUGUGCGCAAUUCUGAGAACUUGGAGUCUCUUGCGAUCAAUGGAAUCGGAUGGAGGCCCAGGGCUUCCUUCUCCAACGAUGCCUUCUUAUUCGCUCGCUCUUUGUCUAAGCUUGAUCUCUCGGAUUCGUUUCUGUCCGAUGACUUGCUCCGUUUGAUUGCCGAUGCCAAGUUCCCUCUAAAGAAGCUUCUUCUCUCCAAUUGCCACUGUCUCAGUUUUGAUGGGCUCUUGUAUUUUCUUGCUAAGCACCAAACACUAGUUCACUUGAAUCUUGAAGGAUCAAGUUUCCUCUCUGAUGAGAUGAUAGUGGAAUUAGGGGUGUUCCUUCGGCGCUUAACCUUUGUGAACCUCAGUUUCUGUGCCAAGUUAACUGGUGUGGCAUUCUUCAACAUCAUCGAAAGAUGUGUGUCCCUCAAGCGCAUGAGAAUGGAAGGGACGAAUUUUGGAGUGGAAGAAUACUCCAAGGAGCUGGAUAUCAAGUCAGGGAUCAAGUCGUUGUGCAUAUCUGGAAACCACAAUUUGAGCGACGAGUGUCUCGAGAAGAUAUCACGCCAUUGCCCUUUUGUAGAAACUCUUGAUGUGGCUCAGUGUCCUGGCAUCACGAGAGAUGGGAUUCUUGAAGUCUUGAGGAAUUGUGGCGAGCUAAGAUCUUUGGAUAUAAGCGGAUGCACUGGCAUAAGGGGUUUUGGUGUAGUAGACUUUGAGCUUCCAAAGUUGGAGUCUCUGCGAGCAUGUGGAACUUGGAUCGACGACCAAGACCUAGAUAUGAUCAGCAAAAUAUGUCGAGGGCUGUUGCAUCUUGAUCUGAAAGGAUGCUUGACUGUGGGAUCAAGAGGGGUGAAGGAAGUUGUGCAGAGCUGCAAACGUUUAAGAGAGAUAAACCUUGGGUAUUGUAAAGUUGAUGAUGGAAUUUUCACUUGGAUGGUUUGUGCAAAUCCAUCUCUUAGGAAAAUAGUACCCCCGUAUGGUUUUUCUCCAACUAGAAAACUCCACAGCUUCUUGCUGCGUCAUGGAUGUGUAAUCUGCCAAGAUUUUUCUAAGAUGCUUUCUAAAGGAUACAAUGCCAAUGGAAGAGAUGGUGACAACAGUGACUAGACUGGUCGUUUGACCCGAUGAACUUUGGAUUGAUUUGUGAAGAAAGAAGAAUCUGCAAAAUAGUCUGAAUGAAGAAAACGGGUUGAUCUUAUAGUUCGGGUUCAUAUUUCUCACUUUCCAUGUUUAAGAUUUGUCCAGCCACAAGCGGGAUUGAGUUUUCGUCAGAUACUCGUCCCUUCUCCUCGUGUUUAUAAGUAGAACAUCACAACAUCAACUCUGCUUUGUUUUUCUUCCUGAAAUAAUGCAAAAAAAGUAUCAGGCUUUCAGUAAUCAGUAUUCUUACAUGG
Messenger RNA from Eutrema salsugineum, 2058 nucleotides. RefSeq names its product F-box/LRR-repeat protein 2. Gene Ontology annotation, biological process: SCF-dependent proteasomal ubiquitin-dependent protein catabolic process. Lineage: Eukaryota; Viridiplantae; Streptophyta; Magnoliopsida; Brassicales; Brassicaceae. The transcript has a single exon. The record is from RefSeq and is a predicted model, not a curated record. The coding region runs from base 29 to 1771 and encodes 580 amino acids. Gene Ontology annotation, cellular component: SCF ubiquitin ligase complex.